AUGAGCGCACGCGGCGAAGGCGCCGGGCAGCCGUCCACUUCAGCCCAGGGACAACCUGCCGCCCCGGCGCCUCAGAAGAGGGGACGCGGCCGACCCAGGAAGCAGCAGCAAGAGCCAACCGGUGAGCCCUCUCCUAAGAGACCCAGGGGAAGACCUAAAGGCAGCAAAAACAAGAGUCCUUCUAAAGCAGCUCAAAAGAAAGCAGAAGCCACUGGAGAAAAACGGCCAAGAGGCAGACCUAGGAAAUGGCCACAACAAGUUGUUCAGAAGAAGCCUGCUCAGGACAAUGUUGCCUUGCCUGGGAACGACCAUCCAGGCAAUGUUUUAUGGCUACUAUUCUUUAAAAAUGCUGUUUGGAAGAGAAUUGCAGCUUCUGAACACACGUUAGGAUCCAAGGAAAGUGAGGAGACCGAAGAGACAUCCUCACAAGAGUCUGCAGAAGAGGAUUAG
This is a messenger RNA of Cynocephalus volans (Philippine flying lemur), 450 nucleotides long. It is a transcript of the gene HMGA2, whose product is annotated as high mobility group AT-hook 2. The transcript is spliced from 6 exons. NCBI's taxonomy places the organism in Eukaryota, Metazoa, Chordata, Mammalia, Dermoptera, Cynocephalidae. The coding region runs from base 1 to 450 and encodes 149 amino acids. The record is from RefSeq and is a predicted model, not a curated record. Gene Ontology annotation, biological process: regulation of DNA-templated transcription. Gene Ontology annotation, cellular component: nucleus; chromatin. Gene Ontology annotation, molecular function: DNA binding; transcription coregulator activity.